Molecule: messenger RNA, 1071 nt
Organism: Striga hermonthica
Lineage: Eukaryota; Viridiplantae; Streptophyta; Magnoliopsida; Lamiales; Orobanchaceae
Source: the annotation of a GenBank genome assembly
AUGGCUCAUGGAAAUCAAUUCCCUUUUCCUUCUUCCAGCUCUGGCUAUACCUUUUACGAUGAACAACGUUUAAAUGCUGCUUUCAAUCAGACAAGUUCCCAGAUGCAGAGUCUACCUCCAUUUUCAAAUGUUAUGCAUGCAUACACAAAUUCACUUCCGAGCACUUUGUUGGCCGCAAAUGUCCACCCGACCAGAGAAUCAGAUCUUCAGUACUCACCAUUUUCUUUGACCCAAUCUUUGGCUGCCAAGUAUGGGAACUCUGUCUCCUCAAUUGAUGCUUCAGCAAUCUCUAUGUCCGAGGCUUUGAAGACUGCUGGUUUACAGUCGAGCCAGCCUGCUGCUCCACAGACGCUUUCUGGAAACAAUAUUGCCACUGGACCCCCACUCCCCCAACAACUUGCGGCCGUACAUCCGUUUUCGCAGCCCACUCUAACUUUGGGACCGUUUGCCAACAUGAUUGGCUACCCUUUCUUGCCCCAGAGUUACACGUACAUGCCUUCUGCCUUUCAGCAGUCUUUUGCAGGCAGCAGUAACUACCAUCAGUCACUGGCGGCAAUGCUUCCUCAGUUCAAGAGCAGUGCAUCUGUUAGUAGCUUGCCGCCUCAGUCUGCAGCUGUUCCCUCUGGAUACAGUGGUUUCGGAAAUAGCUCGACCAUUCCCGGGAAUUACUCGAUGAAUCCUGCUGCUGGUGGUGGUGCCCCAUCUGGAACAAGCUUGAGUUAUGAUGAUGUUUUGAGUUCUCAGUACAAAGAUAGUAGUCACUUGCUCUCCCUUCAACAGAAUGAAAACUCGGGAAUGUGGCUUCAUGGAAAUUCAAGAACUAUGCCAGCUGUCCCGGCUAGCACGUACUACAAUUACCAGACACAAAAUCAGCAGCCCGGUGGAUUCAGGCAAGUCCAGCAGCAGUCUCAGAAUUAUGGGUCUGCCCCUGGUUACCCGAAUUUCUACCACUCUCAGGCUGGGAUUUCUCUCGAACAGCAGCAGCAGCAGCAGCAAAACCCUAGGGAUGGAUCACUCGGAGGCUCUCAGGGGCAUCCUAAACAAUCCCAGAUUUGGCCUAACAAUUACUGA